CCGUCGUAAGUUUAGUUGAUCUUGAAUUUGCGGUUCGUACGGUCGGUUGCGCAGAAGACCCACAUAUAACUACUAUGUGCACAGGUAAUACUCGCACACUGAAAGACCGUUAUAUGUCUGAAAGGAAACGCGUAUGAAUUUUUAGAAAUCGUGUAGUGCUGAUUUCAAAUUUAGAAUUGGAAGUGAAGGACACUCCGCUGUGACAACAACCACAGCAGUGCAAAUACAACGACAUUAAGUGUGAAUUGUUUGUGAAUAUAAAAAGUGAUUAAAAUAGUGUACUAUAUAACUGUACACCAGUUGAUGAGUUUUCAUAAUCUGGUCACAUACACAGUGAAAAGUAUGCCUGGGUCAAGGCGACUAGUGAACAUAGUAUAUCCACUGGCAUUAUGCAUCCUUGUAAGUGCUGCCACCGCAGCAGAUAUAAAUCCCUGGCAAACCGAAGAAACUGCACCGAACGAUCGUUUGGACUGGUCGGCUGAAAACUACCGUGAUGUUGAGCUUAUGGAAACAGCACUGAGUCCUUAUUGGAAGGACGAGACUGCAGUGAUGACACCUAGCGAGCGACAGUUAUUCCUCGCUGGCCUUAUUAAAGUUGAGAGCGCACAGUGCAGAGACGACUUGAACAGUACGCUUUGGGGUAUUCUGAGCGGCCAACGAUGGGCCAUAGCAAUAUAUGAUGCAAUGGCGAAAUCUGCGAUCGGCAUCAAUAGUGGCGUUUUGCACCAGUUCGGACAUUUCGAUGAAUGUUUAGACCAACAACAAUUCCAUACGAAUCCGAACGAAGACGACCGACCUGAGCUUAUUGUGCGUUCCCAAUACUGUCUGGUAGACAUACAAAUGGAUGGAUUCACAAUGCAUACUGCGGCUAGCCGGCAAAAAGAGGCCCUCAACCGUAAUGGCGAUGCAGUUGUUGCGGCCGUUUGGGGCGCAUGCCUGCCCGCGUCUUGCCGAUCCAGCGACAUCGCGAUAUUUACGCAAAUCUACCUGCAACGCCCCGUGAUAAGUGCCAACGAGUCGGCUUGCCAGCUGAGCGGCCUUGGAGCAGCCACCGAGCUGUAUGUCGAUGGCGGAAUGUUUGCCUAUGCUCUUGUGCUAUUUAUAUUUAUUUUGCUGGCCACGCUGAGCACUGCCUACCAUGUCUACCUGAUUUACGCGUGUAGAAGCGCCGACGAUGUGUCCAAGCGCGCCUUGCAACAACAAACAUUGACAAUCGCUUUGCUCUCGUUUUCCGUCAUAGAGAACACAAAGAAACUGUUUCAGGCUAGCAAAGAUCAGAUGGGCCUCAAUUCGAUUAACGGUAUCAAAGCCAUUGCAAUGCUGAUGAUAUUGGCGGGACAUGCGCUGUCUUUCAUUUACGGCAGCCCCACAUACAAUGAGGCGUUUGUGGCGGAGCAAACGAAAUACCCUACUUUUGCAUUCCUCUACAACUCGCUGCUGUUUGUGGACACAUUUAUGCUGCUGAGCGGUUUCCUCUUCUGCCGCAUACUGCUGAUCGAGCUCGAGCGUCGACGCGGUCGCAUAAAUCCGUUGAUUUUGUACGCUGGCCGCUACAUUCGGCUGACACCGGCCUACAUGGCCAUAAUUGGCUUCUACAUGACCUGGUUCCCGAGUAUUGGUAGUGGACCUCUAUGGCGCGAACGCAUCGUACGCGAGCAGAAGCGCUGUCAGGCAUCGUGGUGGCUCAACAUCCUCUAUGUGAAUAAUUAUUUCCAAACGGAUAAGUUCUGCAUGUUCCAGUCGUGGUACUUGUCCGUGGAUACGCAAUUAUUCUUCAUCGCGCCGAUCUUCAUCUAUUUGCUGUACAAGAUGCGUCAGUGCGGCAAACACCUGCUGAUAGCCGCAGUCGUAUGCACAAGUCUCAUACCAUUCGUGGUGACAUUUCUGCGACAAUUGGAUCCCACUUUACUGGUCUAUGCGGACGAAUUGGUUGACUUAGCAAGCAAUAAUUAUUACAUUGGGUAUUACAUAAAAACUCACAUGCGAGCCUCGGCCUACUUUGUCGGUUUGCUGACUGGUUACUUAGUUCACGUCAUGCAGGCGAAGGGCAAGAAGCUACACAAUGUGCUGGUACGAGUCGCGUGGUUAAUUUCUACUUUUAUCGGCAUCGCGACGAUGUUCUCCAUAUGUCGUUUCUACCGAAGUCCAUAUACACACAUUGAGAGUCUCCUCUACGCAGCUUUGCAUAAACUGGGCUGGAAUUUGUCAGUGGCUUGGUUGGUAAUGGCCGCCACAACGGGUCAUGCCGGUUGGUUGCAAAACUUCUUGAGUAGCCGCAUUUUUGCGCCCAUCAGCCGGCUCACAUACUGCGCUUAUCUGUCGAACGGCAUAGUGGAGUUGUAUCAUUCAUCUACCAUCCGUUACGGCAGAUAUCAGUCUUAUGUGAAUUUGGAGAACGAUAUGAUUAGUCACACGGUGGACACAUUCAUUUUGGCUUUUGUGCUUUGCCUGCUCUUUGAAUCGCCCAUACACGCUCUGGAACGGAUAUUGCUGCGUAAGGUGGGUCGCCCUGAGAAACGUGCGCCAUCGGCGGAGAACCAAAGUCCCAGCACCUCGGAGGAGCAGGUGGCGUAGUUUAAUACUCAAAAUACCAAAAUCAAUGAUUUUAUUUUAAAAUUGUUCUUAAUUAGCGUAUGUAAUUUGUAAUUAGAUGCCUGUAUAUACAUAGUAUGUACUAUAAGUUUUUUUAUGAUGACACAUACCCUUUUUAUAUAUAGCUUAUAUACAUAUAUAGCUUUUAUAAAAACAUGUAUUGGGUAGUCGAAAAAGUCUUUUCGUUUUUUUUUCAAUAGAUGUCGUUGAAGUCGUAUUCCUCCAGUGUUAGUGUUGGAAAGGUGAGAGAGGAAAAAAAUUAAAUUCGGGGUAGUUGAAAAGGAAUUCGCUACAUUUUGAAAUUUUUGUAUAAAAAAGGGAAGAAUGCCACGCAAGCCCCCAACGAAAUUUGUGAAGUUUACGGAGACGAUGCUGUAGUUCGUGUAGCACAACAAUGGUUGGCUCGCUUUCGUUCUGGAAAUUUCAAUGUGACAGAUGCACCUAGCUCUGGUCGACUAAUCGUUGAACAAGUCGGUGAAAUUAUGAAAAAGAUUGACCAGGACCGUCACAUAAGCGCCGGCCAUGACAUCGCUAAAGAACUUAAUAUUCAUCAUCAAAACGGUUUUGAACAGGAUUGACGCUUCGAAAGGUUAUGGUGAGUGUUUGGUGGAAUUGGAAAGGAAUCAUCCACUAUAAGCUGCCCCAGCCUGGUCGAACGAUUCUAUAUUUUAGAGAUUGUAGCAUGCAAUCGAAAAAAAAGGCCAGAACUGAUCAACAAAAGGGCUUCGUCUUCCAUCAGGACAACGCUAAACCACACGCAUCUUUGAUAAUUCGGCAAAAACUGGGAGAGUUUGGCUGGGAAGUUUUGAUGCAUCCAUCAUAUAUCUCUGACCUUGCAGCAUCGGACUACCAUUUGUUUCGGUCAAUGCAGAACUCCCUUAAUGGAGUAAAGUUGGCUUCAAGAGAAGCCUUUUUCGCCGAGAAACCAGAACAGUUUUACAUUGAUGGAAUAAUGUCUCUAGCGGAAAAAUGGCAAAAAGUAGUCGACCAAAAUGAUACAUAUUUGGUUCAUUAAAGUUCAUUAUAAAUACAUAUAUAGAAAAGCUGAAGUUUGAUUAGAAAUACGAAAAGACUUUUUCGAAUACCCUUUAUAAAUAUAAGGGAGUAAGAAAGUAUAGUGCAAUUUUGAUACUUGUACUCAUACAUAAAUAUAUUAUUAAUGAAACUUGCCGCAAUACAUCACAUUGCAAUACCUCCGUUUGUCAUCACGAAGUUCAGCAGGGAUGAAUGGUGUAUAAUAUUCAGCAGAAAUAUGAUUUUUUUGUAACGUAACGUUAAGUUUACAUAGAGGAAAAGCUUCUCUGUAGAAUAGGUUUUGAUAAAUGAAAAUUUGUAUUUAAAUAUAUGUGACUAAUGUGCACACAAUUAUAAGUAAAUAUAUAUAGUAUAAAUAAAUAGAUGUAUAACAAUUAAA
Bactrocera neohumeralis is the source of this 4006-nucleotide messenger RNA. Its product is annotated as nose resistant to fluoxetine protein 6-like. NCBI's taxonomy places the organism in Eukaryota, Metazoa, Arthropoda, Insecta, Diptera, Tephritidae. The coding region runs from base 304 to 2574 and encodes 756 amino acids. Gene Ontology annotation, molecular function: acyltransferase activity, transferring groups other than amino-acyl groups. The record is from RefSeq and is a predicted model, not a curated record. The transcript has 10 exons.